UUCCCAGCACUCCAGGUUCUCUGCUCCGCCCAGGCCUUUCGUUGCCAGGCAUUUCUGGCAACGUUUCUGUUCCUACAGCCAACUGACUUUUGUAGAUCUGUCUGGAGACGAUCGAUGGAGGAUCAUCGUUUUUACAAGGGCCUCGCCUCUGAACGAGAGGGGAUAGCAGUUUCUGCAGUUGCUUUGCAGGAUCAUAUAAUACACAGUCAUCAGCUCCAAGGUCUUUCGUUAGCAGAUCCUUUUAAGUCAAAGUCAAGGAACAUCAGGAACAUUUACAGACUUGUGAACAAAGAGACGGUCAAAGCAGUGGUAGAUACUGGGCUACAAAAAAAGAGCACUCACCAGAAGAAUAAAGAAGAUGAGGAAAAGGAGUAUGUUCUUGAUCCCAAUCCUCCACGGCUAACCUUAGCUCAGAAAUUAGGACUAGUUGAGCCCCCUUCCCUUCCACUAACUGCUGAAGAAUGGGCAAAAAUAAAGCAGAGAUCCAUACAGCAUGGAGAUUCCAUCCAGCCCUGUGCAAUAUGCAGGGAAGAGUUUGCACUUCAGCCUCAGGUGUUGCUUUCAUGUUCCCAUGUAUUCCAUAAAGCAUGUCUGAAAGCCUUUGAAAAAUUUACGGGCAAAAAGUCUUGUCCUAUGUGCAGGAAAAAGCAGUACCAGACCAGAGUGAUACAUGACGGGGCCCGCUUGUAUAAAAUAAAGUGUGCAAUCAGAAUUCAAGCCUCCUGGAGGGGAUACGUUGUUAGAAAAUGGUAUAAAAACUUGAGAAAAACAGUGCCUCCUAAAGACAGCAAACUAAGGAAACAGUUUUUUGAGGAAAAGGUUCAACAGAUUAGCAGUCGGCUCCUGAGUUCUUAUGACAUAAACCUGGAUGAUUUUCUUUACAAGAUAGAUUCUUCUAUAGCUGCGUGUCGGGAUGCAUUUCAGCAGCUGGAAGGAAAAGAAAUACUCCUCAGUGAAAAUGACUGGGAGAAGAUCCAGAUGCAGGCAUUUCGGCAGGAGAUAGCUGACUGUCCUAUCUGUAUCACGCCACUCAGCCCUCCUGCUCACCCUGCCUGUGUUUUUUCUGGUACCAGCAAUCCAUUCUCCCGACAGACCGUUCUGCUUUCUUGUUCACAUUUGUUUCACCAUUCCUGUCUUGAAGCAUUUGAAGAGUUUUCCUUGGGAGUGCAACCUAUUUGCCCUUUGUGCCGCUCAUAUUAUCAAAAGAAGGUCCUCAAGUGUUGACACCCACAGCUCAGUGAAGUACCUCCCAGCAGAGC
Molecule: messenger RNA, 1259 nt
Organism: Lagopus leucura (white-tailed ptarmigan)
Lineage: Eukaryota; Metazoa; Chordata; Aves; Galliformes; Phasianidae
Gene: RNF32
Product: ring finger protein 32
Exons: 8
Coding region: 115-1224 (369 amino acids)
Molecular function (GO): protein binding
Source: RefSeq, a predicted model, not a curated record